GCCCGCAGGCCCAGGCUGCAGUGAGCGGAGCGUCUGGAGGAGCGCUGGCCGGCUGGGGAGGCGGAGGACGGGGAGAGAAGAGGAAGGAGGCUCCGGGAGUGCAGAGACACAUAAAGGGUCUGGCCUGGGACUUGGCAAAAACGGGUAGACGUGUGGACAGAAAGAGGGAUCAUCUAUCGUUUUUAUUUUAGCGACUCUAACAUUUUCACCGUACCCAUUGACUUUGACCAUAAGAGUGAGCGACAAGAACCAGAGCAUCAGCAACCCACCACCACCAUGCCGUCCACCUCCAGCUCGUCUGCCCUGCUCAAAGGCCCCGGCAGCUGUGGUGGUCCCCAGGGGAGCCGACCGAUUGAGAACACAGCCCAGGACCGGGACCCAGUAGUGGCAGAGAAGCCCGACAAAGGCACCGCCUCUUCUUGUAAAGUUGGGAGCAAACCCGGGAGGAAACGCAAGAAUUUCUCACUCCAGAGUUGUGAAUCCCUCCGGGAGGGGGCGGCGCCCGGGGAGAGGGGUGGCGCCGGGGGCCCGGAGAAGCAGCCCGUGAUGGCUCAGAUCCACAACGGGGAUGCGGGCCGGCAUCGACAUGUCACGCCCAGCAGCCCGGCCUGCGUCCCCAAACAGGAGGAGGAGGAGGAGGAGGAGGAGGAGGAGGAGGAGGAGGAAGACCAGGAUGAGGAGGAUGAUGAGGAGGAGAGUGACACUGAGAACAGUAUCCGGAGAGAGGAGUCAGCCGGGCGCCCGGGCCGGGGUCCGAAACCCCGGGCCGGGGGGGCGGCCUCUGAGAAGGAGAAGGAGGACGGUCUGUCCACGCCACACAAGAAAAGCGGGAGGCGGAAACUGGCCCGCCCCACCAAAUAUGUGGAGCACAAGGAGGAGAACGGAGGUGACCGACCGAGGGCCGAGGGAGGUGGAGGGAGGCAGCGUGGGGGUGUGUGUUGGGAGGUCGGCCUGCGUCAGAGGCCCCGCCCCCGGGUGACCUUCCAGGCAGGGGACCCCUGUUACAUUAGCAGGAGGACCCGCGAGGAGUGGCUGGCCAAGUGGAAGACGGAGGCUGAGAGGAAGGCCAAACUGGUGUCGGCCAUGAACGCCACCGGUGACCGCGGCGAGACGGAGAGAGAACCCCCACGCCCGGCGGUCACGAAGCGCCCGGCGCCCUGCAAACAGCUGGCCCCACUGCCCCCGCAGGCCCCGCCCCCAUCGAAGACUCAGCAUCACCCGCCACCGCCGCCGCCGCCUCCUCCGGCGGCUGCCUCACCACCACAACAAAAACAUCAACAACAACCACAACAAGAGACGCAGCAGCCCACAGACCCCGCCUCCCCCACCGUGGCCACCACCCCUGAGCCGGUGAGCCUGGGCGGCGAAGCCAAGACCGCCCUCUCCAAGACUGCGGACGCUGAGCCAGAGUAUGAGGACGGCCGGGGCUUUGGCAUCGGGGAGCUGGUGUGGGGCAAGCUGCGGGGGUUCUCGUGGUGGCCCGGGCGCAUCGUGUCCUGGUACAUGACGGGCCGCAGCCGCGCCGCCGACGGCACCCGCUGGGUCAUGUGGUUCGGAGACGGGAAGUUCUCUGUGGUUUGUGUGGAGAAACUAAUGCCCCUAAGCUCCUUCUGCAAUGCGUUCCACCAGCCCACCUACAACAAGCAGCCCAUGUACAAGAAGGCCAUCUUUGAAGUGCUGCAGGUGGCCGGCACCCGCGCGGGGAAGGCCUUCAAGGCGUGCCCCAGCACCGACGAGACGGAGACGUCCAAGUCGGUGGACCUGCAGAACAAACAGAUGGUGGAGUGGGCCAUGACGGGCUUCCUCCCCAGCGGGCCCAAGGGCCUGGAGCCCCCCGAAGAGGAGCGGAGCCCUUAUAAGGAGGUGUACCCCGACGUGUGGGCGGAGCCAGAGGCUGCAGCGUAUACGCCCCCUCCGGCCAAAAGGCCUCGCAAGGGCACAGCAGAGAAGCCCAAGAUCAAGGAGAUCAUGGAUGAACGGACCAGAGAGCGCCUUAUUUCCGAAGUGAGAGAGAAGACUCGCAGCAUCGAGGAGAUCUGCAUCUCCUGUGGAAGUCUCAACAUUUCCAUCCAGCAUCCUCUGUUCGCUGGGGGAAUGUGCCAGGGUUGUAAGAACUGUUUCCUGGAGUGUGCGUACCAGUAUGACGACGAUGGCUACCAGUCCUACUGCACCAUCUGCUGUGGCGGCCGGGAGGUCCUCAUGUGUGGAAACAACAACUGCUGCCGGUGUUUCUGUGUGGAGUGUGUGGACCUGCUGGUGGGCCCCGGGGCCGCCGCCGCUGCCAUCCAGGAGGACCCGUGGAGCUGCUACACCUGCAGCCAGACCAGCGACCUGGGCCUGCUGCAGCGCCGCGCCGACUGGCCCUGCCGCCUGCAGCACUUCUUCGCCAACAACCACGACCAGGACUUUGAGCCUCCAAAGCUGUACGCCCCGGUCAUGGUGGAGAAGAGACAGCCCAUACGCGUUCUCUCCCUGUUCGACGGCAUCGCAACGGGCCUGCUGGUGCUCAGAGAGCUGGGCAUCGAGGUGGAGCGCUACGUGGCGUCGGAGGUGUGCGAGGACUCCAUCACGGUGGGCAUCGUGCGGCACCAGGGGCGCAUCAUGUACGUGGGCGACGUCCGGAACGUCACGCGCAGACACAUCCUGGAGUGGGGCCCCUUCGACCUGGUCAUCGGUGGGAGUCCCUGCAACGAUCUCUCCAUCGUCAACCCUGCUAGGAAAGGCCUCUUUGAGGGCACCGGCCGCCUGUUCUUUGAGUUCUAUCGGCUGCUCCACGAGGCCCGGCCAAAGGAAGGGGACAAUCGACCUUUCUUCUGGCUGUUUGAGAACGUGGUUGCCAUGGGCGUCAGCGACAAGAGGGACAUUUCCCGCUUUCUGGAGUGCAACCCGGUGAUGAUCGACGCCAAGGACGUGUCGGCGGCCCACCGCGCCCGCUACUUCUGGGGCAACCUGCCUGGCAUGAACAGGCCUCUGUCAGCCAUGUGCAAUGACAAGCUGGAGCUGCAGGACUGCUUGGAACAUGGUCGGACAGCCAAGUUUGGCAAAGUGAGGACCAUCACCACCAGGUCCAACUCCAUCAAGCAGGGCAAGGACCAGCACUUCCCCGUGUACAUGAACGAGAAGGAGGACAUCCUGUGGUGCACGGAGAUGGAAAGGAUCUUCGGUUUCCCAGUGCACUACACCGACGUGUCCAACAUGAGUCGCCUGGCCAGGCAGAGGCUUCUGGGUAGGUCGUGGAGCGUGCCCGUGAUACGCCACCUCUUCGCCCCGCUCAAAGAUUACUUUGCCUGCGUCUGAGGGAACCCGUUCUCAGGAGUUCCAUAUCUGCUCUGAACCGGCUAGGACACACAACUCAACUGUAUUUUACGUCUAGAAACAUGAGCCUCGAUAUUUACGUCGGAAUAUACGCUCGUAUCGCUCAGACACAGCGAAGCGCCGGUGUAGAAAACGAAAUGUUUUACACGUGUUUGUUAUUUUGGUUUUGUUGCGUUUUAUUGGAAAAAAUAAGUAAUUGUUAUUCUUAUUUAAUUUCUCAGUGUCCUUUUACCUUUUUUCUAGCAGUGUUAUCCGGUAUUUGUUUUGUUUUUGUUUUUGGUUGAAAUUUGAUUUAUUUGUGCAAGCUAUACUUACAAGACUAUGCUUUAUUCUCGAGACACUCUGCGAAUCAAUCCAAGAGCUAUCUAGGGGAUUUAUUUUUACGAAAAGAGAGAGACUCUUCGUGAGAUGGAAGACUGAUGACCAGGAGCUCCCCUCCCCCCCCCCCCCCGCCCCCGUUCUCGGGGACGUCUUCUAGCCUGGGUACGGGCUCGACCCCCCAGGAACGUAGCCUAGCUGCCCUGGAUGCCGGCCUCCACAUGGGGGAGGGGUGGUGGGGAAGGGUCCCGGGGUCCUCCUGGGGGUCUCUUGAGAAUGUGGAAAAACACCAGUUGACAAUAUACCUCUUUGUUUUUACGGUUUAUAUACACACACACACACAGACGAAGGUAAUUUAAGGUACUACUGUAAAAAAAUGGUAACCGAUACCAUGGUGCUUCAAACUAAUGACAAGACAUCAUGGCUCAUGUGGCAGUACGGUUCAAAGCAACAAACACACAGAACAAUAACUUUGAUGACUUUAGUAAUGUACUGUUAGCAUACUGUUAGCAGCUAACAGGCUAACUCCUCAGCGCUAACAGCUCCUCGGUGCUCUAUGGUGACCUCUCACCGGUGCUCAAACCAUUCAAGCUCUGCUGACCUCUGACCCUUGCAGGCCCCACUGCCUGUGUCUCUUGUCUGCACAAAACAGGGAGUGAAGCUACACUGCCACAUGGGAAAUGAUGUUUUACUACUGUUAAAAUAACCUUAAGAGCAACGUCUGCGGUGAACUACUUUUUUUCUAGUCUCAUCCUGGCAUUAUUACUGUACAACUGUGGGUCGGAGGGGAGAGGCGAGGCCAGGGUCAACCAGACCCCCCUCUUCUUCGUCCACCUUCCUCUUCAAACUGAAAAAAAAAUAGUCAGGUGCAUAUCCUCAAUUUUAUGGUGCCGCUUUGCAGUUCUUCUACCUUUUUUAUAGCAAUUUUGUGCUGUUUUACCAACAUUAUAAGGCACUUUUAUAUGUAUACUUUUUUUCUCUGAUAUUUUACACACACACACACACACACACAAACUAUUGGUUGUUGUGAAUUGUUUUUUGGUAGAAUGUGAACUGAUAUAUCCUCAUGUAACGCUUUUAUUCUUUUGUAUAUGGUAGGGCUGUGCCAAUACAAGUGAACGAAUGGACAUAUGUGAAACCCAUGUAUUGGACUAAAUAUAUAGUAGACACAGAUUCAAAAUGGUUAACAUUCACCCCUUUACCAAGACAUCCCUAGUCGGCCAUAUUGUAUUCUGUUCUGUACCAGUGACAUACUAUGUUUCUUCUUCAGAUUUGAAGGACGUCUUUAUUUCUAUCAUGAUUGUUGAAUUUACAGACAGAGUAUGUAUUUUGUAUGAUAUUAGUCCCUUAUGAAAGACACACACACUUCUGCCCUGCUAUACUGAUUACGGUCCCAAACAUUAGUAUGCACAUGACCUACUGAUUUGGAUUACCGUUUUUAAGUCUAAAUUCUCUUGAUUGUACCCCCAAAGCUAAAAAUGGAGGAUUUAGGAGGGAAGUUUGUCAGAACUUUAAACUGGCACAGUAGUUGACAAAUGUCAAGAAAUCAAAGAACAGACGUAGUCAUGGAAAUAACUCGGUUAUUGCUUGUUUAUGUCAUAUUUAAAAAAAAUCUAAAUCUAAUUUUUAUAAAAUGUAGUUUCAUAAUGUAAUUAAGUUCUUAAGUGACCUUAUUACCAUUCUUUUACCCCAUACACACACAUUAUUAUGAAGCCUUGUGCGCUUUGUUAUUUUAAAUCGAUGUUUCUCCCCCGACCUAUAUAACUCGGAUCCAUCAAGUUUGUACAGAUUGUACAUAGUUUUCCUGUUGCUGUUUGAAUUUUUUUGUUAUUACAUAUGAGAUGUACAAAUAAAUUGUCUUCUAAUAUAUAUUAUCAAAUUACACAAAAUCCUAGAUAAAAAUUUAAAAUCAAUGACCAAUUUGAUUCAAAACAUGCUUUGAGCACUAGAUAUUAGAGAGACUCCAAGUCUACAGGUUAGUUCCAUUGAGUGUGUGCCCUUGUGCAAGUGUGUGUGUGUGUGUGUGUGUGUGUGUGUGUGUGUGUGUGUGUGUGUGUGUGUGUGUGUGUGUCUGUGUGUGUGUGUGUGUGUGUGUCUGUGUGUGUGUGUGUGUGUGUGUGUGUGUGUGUGUGUUUGGAUGCGUGUGUUGAGAGAAUCCAGACAAAUAAAAAAUCUGUUGAUCCUAUUUUGACUUAAGUACAGCUUUAUGGCCAACGGUUAACUUCACUGCACAGCCCUACACGGUUUAUUUUCUUCAUAUGGAAAACAAACAAACACCAAACGAUUAUAGGGACUGUAUGUGCUUUCUUAUGGUGCUAAACAUUUUAUCUACUCAAGAAAAAGGUAUAUUUGAACGGUUAGAUGAAUAAACUUGUCAUGACAUUGACAGUUUUAAGUUCCUUGUAGUAAUGGAAUAAAGCCCUGUAUCUCCCCCCUCCAACAUAUAAAUCUAUAUCUAUAUAUUAACAAAGACAUUUUAACUUUGUACUUGAAAAAAACAACGAGUGACAACGGAAAGGUUUGCGAUACUGUUUUAGAUUAGGGAUUGCUGUAGUUGGUGCGUAUCUGUGGGAACAUCAUGUACUGGGUAACAAGACAAAAAAAAAUCCAUAAUAACUUACUGUAACAUAAUGUAUUCUUAAAACGCAUCGCUUUUAAACUUACAUUCCAUGCCGUAAUAUCUUCCAUUACUGUUUUUUUUAUAUAUUUAUAAUUGAUUCUUAUUAGUUUUUUCAGUUGUUGUUAUGUUCCUAAUCAACCACAUUACUUUACACUGUUGAAGGCAGAUUCAUUCAAUAUUCAGUGAUAGGCCGACUGUUGACACCUGCUACGACUUAUGUUCUGUGUCAUGUUUUUGUUUAUUUCAUUUUUGGCUUAUUUUAUUUUAAUCUGGGCCGAUUAUGCUUUCCUCAAGACCAGUUGGUACAGCAGAUGUAGCAGUCUCUCUCCCACCUCUACCCCAUACCUGUAUUGUGUCCAGAGAGAACGUAGACGCUCCUUAAUGUACUUGUGCUGGAAAACACUUGAAUAAAUGUAUUGGUUUCUUUUUUUGGUGCAACAA
Molecule: messenger RNA, 6694 nt
Organism: Gadus morhua (Atlantic cod)
Lineage: Eukaryota; Metazoa; Chordata; Actinopteri; Gadiformes; Gadidae
Gene: dnmt3ab
Product: DNA (cytosine-5-)-methyltransferase 3 alpha b
Exons: 23
Coding region: 277-3297 (1006 amino acids)
Biological process (GO): negative regulation of DNA-templated transcription
Cellular component (GO): nucleus; cytoplasm
Molecular function (GO): methyltransferase activity
Source: RefSeq, a predicted model, not a curated record